This is a messenger RNA of Medioppia subpectinata, 702 nucleotides long. The record is from the annotation of a GenBank genome assembly. Lineage: Eukaryota; Metazoa; Arthropoda; Arachnida; Sarcoptiformes; Oppiidae.
AUGGGCGAAGAGGAGUUGGCAAUCGAGCGCAAGACUCUCAAAAUAAAAGUGACCGAGAACAAACUGACCGAGAACGAAAUACUGGCCAAGGCGUUCAUGUUUUUCCUGGCCGGCUACGAGACCUCAGCCACCACCCUAUCAUUCCUAUCGUACGAGCUCGCGAUGGCACCCGACAUACAACAGCGGCUGUACGACGAAAUUGUGGUCAACCUAGACGAAAACACCGGUGAAAUGGACUAUGACAAGUUGGCCACUCUACCCUACCUGGACGCCGUAGUGUCCGAGACAUUGCGCAUGCACUCACCCGCGCAGAGUAUGCCACGUGUGUGUUCGGUGGAGUACGCCCUAGGUAAUACUGGUGUGGUGAUACCAGCUGGCCAAAAUAUUGAUAUUCCCAUUUACGCCCUGCAUCAUUGCGCCGAGUUUUACCCGGAGCCAUUUAAGUUUGACCCGGAUCGUUUUCUCGGCGAAAAUAAGCGUAAGGUUAAACCCUAUACGUAUCUGCCGUUCGGCGCCGGCCCUCGCAAUUGCAUUGGUAUGCGGUUCUCGUUGUUGGAGAUUAAGCUCGGGUUGGCUCACAUUAUGAAACACUACCGCUUCACUACCUGUCCGUUGACUGACCGGCCCAUACAGUACAAGCGUAUGUUACGUAUUGGUGCCCCUCAGCGAAUGAUCCUGGGCAUUGAAAAACGCAAUUUAUAA